Messenger RNA from Owenia fusiformis, 695 nucleotides. The record is from the annotation of a GenBank genome assembly. NCBI's taxonomy places the organism in Eukaryota, Metazoa, Annelida, Polychaeta, Sabellida, Oweniidae.
UUACAGAAUCAAGCGUGGCGUGAAGUAUGAUGAUAAGCAUGAGCAUGAAAUAGGCACCUUACCACAGCGAAGGCUUGUUGCUGAUGCAUAUUGGAGGACUCAAAAAACUGGAGACACAGUGAAUUUUUGGACAUGGUACAUCAAAGACAAUGGGCCCUUUACGAUUGAAAACUUUAAGAAAGUUGCCUCUAAAGACCUUGACCUUGACUGUGUGGAUGAAGAUGGCCAGCCAUUAUAUCCCUCAAUAUCGAGAAUACAGCCAAAACCACUCUUUGAUAUUAUUUGGAAUAGUAGCAAUCCUGCUUGGGUUCCAAGACAACCAACAAACAAACCACAGUCAAAGAUAGAUAUUCUUAAGGUAUGUUAAGUGAUUUAAGUACCCAUUCUAUUAUGAUUGAUGGAAAUAUGAAGAUAAAAAGGCUGAGCAUGUAAUUAGUGUGUGGGUUUUAAAGCAGUCUUGCAUGUGACAUAUUGUUAUGGUCACCAACUUUUUUUGUGUUUGGUGUUCAGUGGUUGGUGUUCGGCAGUUGCUGUCUGUAACAAAUGACAGGUGGUGACAGUUUGCAUGUUAAUGCCUUGUCUAUGAUUAUUGCCAAAACUCAAAAACCAAUGGACUGUUUUAUUUUUUUUCAUAUGUGAUGAUAUGUGAAUACUUGAUGGCAUAAAAAUGUAUAAGUUAGGAAUGUUAACACAUC